This is a messenger RNA of Zingiber officinale, 899 nucleotides long. RefSeq lists its product as uncharacterized. NCBI's taxonomy places the organism in Eukaryota, Viridiplantae, Streptophyta, Magnoliopsida, Zingiberales, Zingiberaceae. Bases 34 to 750 code for a protein of 238 amino acids. The record is from RefSeq and is a predicted model, not a curated record. The transcript has 4 exons.
CGGAUUACAUUCGAUUACGAUUUAUUAGCGUAGAUGAAGGACCGAGAGAGCGGCAUGAAGGAGGAUCGGAUUAAGCAGGAGGCUACAACCAUGGCCGAUGUGCUGCUCCUCGUCCUCCUAUCCUUGUUGUGUUGCGGCUUGGAGCGAGCAGCGGCGCAGGUGCCGAUCCCACCCCGAAUCGAUGGCUUCGUCUACGGAGCCGAUCCUCCCGUGUGGGGCAAAUCCGUGGUGGUGGAGGCCUUCUUCGACCCUGUGUGCCCUGACAGCAGAGACUCAUGGCCGCCUCUCAAGAAGGCGCUGCGCCACUACUCCCAUCGCCUCUCACUCGUCGUCCACACUUUCGCUCUCCCUUACCACAGCAAUGCAUUUAUUGCUAGCCGUGCGCUUCACAUUGCCAAUAGGCUCAACUCAUCCUCAACAUACCCGUUGUUGGAGCUUUUCUUCAAGUUUCAGGAGAAAUACUACAACCGACCAACUUACAACCUGACAAGAGCUUCUAUAGUGGAUGACAUCUCAAGGCUGGCCACUAAGGUUGUCGGCAAGGAUUCGUUAUCAUCAAUUCUAUCCGGUUUCAAUGCUACAGAAACAGACUCUGCAACGAGGAUUUCCUUUAAGUAUGGUUGUUCAAGGGCAGUGACAGGCACACCUUUCUUCUUUGUAAAUGGGAUUCCACUGGCUGUGUCUGGCCCAGUGCCUGAUUACAAGGCAUGGAGGAAUAUUAUCGAUCCACUUGUAGCAAAGCAAAGUUGAUAGGUAUUAAGUCAAGUUUUCUGUGAGUGCCAAUAAGAAAUAUACCAUAUGAUGUAUGGCUAUUUGAUUGUUAUGUACAAAGAACCGCAAUUGUUAUGUCAUUUCAUUAACACAAUCAAACAAUGAAAUGAGAAAAUCAUUCCAAUCCA